Cheilinus undulatus (humphead wrasse) is the source of this 1134-nucleotide messenger RNA. It is a transcript of the gene isl2b, whose product is annotated as ISL LIM homeobox 2b. Lineage: Eukaryota; Metazoa; Chordata; Actinopteri; Labriformes; Labridae. The record is from RefSeq and is a predicted model, not a curated record. The transcript is spliced from 6 exons. Gene Ontology annotation, biological process: neuron fate specification; positive regulation of transcription by RNA polymerase II; axonogenesis. Gene Ontology annotation, molecular function: DNA-binding transcription factor activity, RNA polymerase II-specific; cis-regulatory region sequence-specific DNA binding. Bases 25 to 1119 code for a protein of 364 amino acids. Gene Ontology annotation, cellular component: nucleus.
CACAAUCCCCUUCAUCCUUCCUGUAUGGUGGAUAUUAUUUUCAGCUCUUCUUUCUUGGGUGAUAUGGGGGAUCAUUCCAAAAAGAAGCCAGGAUUCGCGAUGUGUGUCGGAUGUGGAAGUCAGAUCCAUGACCAGUACAUACUGAGAGUGUCUCCCGACCUGGAGUGGCAUGCAGCCUGCCUCAAGUGUGCCGAGUGCAGCCAGUAUCUGGACGAGACGUGCACUUGUUUCGUCCGGGACGGAAAAACUUACUGCAAACGAGACUAUGUAAGGCUGUUUGGAAUAAAAUGCGCAAAAUGCAACCUGGGAUUUAGUAGCAGCGAUUUGGUGAUGAGAGCCCGGGAUAAUGUGUACCACAUCGAGUGUUUCCGCUGCUCGGUGUGCAGCCGGCAGCUGCUGCCGGGAGAUGAGUUCUCCCUGCGGGAAGACGAGCUGCUGUGCCGGGCGGACCACAGCCUGCUGCUGGAGAGGAACGCCGCAGGAAGCCCUCUGAGUCCCGGACACAUCCACCCCAACAGACCGCUGCACCUAGCAGCAGACCCGGUGUCGGUGCGACAGGCCCCUCAUAGGAACCACGUGCACAAGCAGUCCGAGAAGACAACGCGGGUCCGGACGGUGCUGAACGAGAAGCAGCUGCACACCCUGCGGACCUGCUAUAACGCCAACCCGCGGCCGGACGCGCUCAUGAAGGAGCAGCUUGUGGAGAUGACCGGCCUGAGCCCCCGGGUCAUCCGAGUCUGGUUCCAGAACAAACGGUGCAAAGACAAGAAGAAGUCGAUGCUGAUGAAGCAGCUCCAGCAGCAGCAGCACAGUGAUAAGACUGUAAGCAUCUUCAACCUGCAGGGCCUCACAGGGACACCUCUAGUGGCGGGGAGUCCUAUCCGACAUGAGAGCACUGUGCAGGGGAACCCGGUGGAGGUGCAGACCUACCAGCCUCCAUGGAAAGCUCUGAGUGAGUUUGCCCUGCAGAGUGACCUGGACCAGCCCGCCUUCCAACAACUGGUGUCUUUCUCUGAAUCGGGAUCUCUCGGGAACUCCUCGGGCAGCGACGUGACUUCUUUGUCCUCUCAGUUACCGGACACCCCCAACAGUAUGGUACCCAGCCCGGUGGAGACGUGAAACGGGGCCGGGUCC